AGUCGGGUUUCCCCAAAGAUGGCGGCGUUCGGGAUCCUGAGUUAUGAGCACAGGCCGCUGAAGAGGCCUCGGCUCGGGCCGCCGGACGUGUACCCGCAGGAUCCCAAGCAGAAAGAGGAUGAGCUGACGGCACUGAAUGUCAAGCAGGGCUUUAACAACCAGCCCGCGGUGUCCGGGGACGAACACGGCAGCGCCAAAAACGUCAACUUCAAUCCUGGCAAAAUCAGUUCGUAUUUCAGCAGUAUCAUUGCCGAGAAGCUGCGAUGUAACACAUUCCCCGACACCGGUAAGAGGAAGCCUCAGGUUAAUCAGAAAGACAGCUUCUGGCUGGUAACCGCCCGCUCUCAGCCUUCCAUCCACAACUGGUUCACUGACCUCGCUGGAACUAAACCACUCACCCAGCUCGCCAAAAAGGUGCCUAUAUUCAGUAAGAAGGAGGAGGUAUUUGGGUACCUGGCCAAGUACUCGGUGCCGGUCAUGCGGGCGGCCUGGCUGAUAAAGAUGACCUGUGCUUACUAUGCAGCCAUCACUGAAACCAAGAUGAAGAAACGGCACGUGAUUGACCCGUGUAUAGAGUGGACCCAGAUCAUCACUAAAUACCUUUGGGAGCAGCUACAGAAGAUCGCAGAGUCUUACCGUCUGCCAUGCUCGCAGGGCAGCGGGACCCCCGCACAGCCCCCCGCCCCCGAGGUGGAGCUGACCAUGAAGCAGUGGGAAUAUAAUGAAAAGUUGGCACUUUACAUGUUUCAGGACGGGAUGCUGGAUAGACACGAGUUCCUGACCUGGGUGCUCGAGUGUUUUGAGAAGACGCCCGGGGAGGACGAGCUCCUCAAGUUGCUGCUGCCAUUGAUGUUACAGUACUCGGGGGAGUUUGUGCAGUCUGCCUACCUCUCCAGGCGUCUGGCUUACUUCUGUACCCGCCGCCUCUCUAUGCUGCUGGGUGAUGCCAGUGGCCCGGCUGUGACAGGAGGGCACCAGUCCCAUGUGAUGCCAACACCCAGCACCAACACCUUGCCCUCAACUCCAACCCCCCCACCCAGCGGUGGGACCCAACCUCAGUCUCCCUUCAUGGACUUUUACAUCUGCCCUCAGCAUCGGCCGGUGGUCUUCGGGCUCAGCUGUAUGCUUCAGAGUAUUGUUCUGUGUUGCCCGAGCGCCCUGGUCUGGCACUAUUCGCUGACUGAUUGCAGGAACAAGACGGGAUCGCCCCUGGAUCUUUUACCCAUCGCACCAUCCAGCCUACCCAUGCCAGGCGGGAAUUCCAACUUCACCCAGCAGGUCCGGGCCAAGGUGCGGGAGAUAGAAGAGCAGAUUAAGGAGCGUGGGCAAGCGGUGGAGGUCAGGUGGUCGUUUGAUAAAUGCCAGGAAACCACUGCAGGUUUCACCAUAGGCCGAGUGCUCCACACGUUGGAGGUGUUGGACAGCCAUAGCUUUGAGAAGUCCGACUUCAACAACUCACUGGACUCGCUGUACAACAGGAUCUUUGGGUCGGGACAGAACAAGGAUGGGCACGAGAUGCUGCCUGAUGACGAUGCUGUGAUGACGUUGCUGUGUGAGUGGGCUGUGAGCUGUAAGCGCUCGGGCCGGCACCAGGCCAUGGUGGUGGCUAAGCUGCUGGAGAAGAGGCAGGCCGAGAUCGAGGCCGAGAGAUGCGGUGAGUCGGAGGUGGUUGAUGAGAAAGGCUCCGUGUCGUCAGGUUCCCUGACCACCGCCAGCGUACCCGUCUUCCAGGAUGUGCUGGUGCAGUUCCUGGACACUCAGGCUCCAAUGCUGACUGACCCCAGCAGUGAGAGUGAGAAGGCUGAGUUUGCUAACCUGGUGCUGCUGUUCUGUGAGCUGAUCCGGCAUGAUGUCUUCUCCCACAACGUAUACAUGUGCACACUCAUCUCUCGCGGAGAUCUGGCCUCUGAGAGCCAGGGGGCCCGAGCUCGCUCCCCCACCGAGGACACAGCAGAGGAGCAGGAACACAAGGAGCAGGAAGCUAACAACAGUGUGAAACUGGAGGACACCGGCUUGUCAGAGGGAAUGGAUAUAGACCAAAAUUCCAGCGCGAUUUUUGAAGAUGUGGAAAAGAGCGAUUUCAAGAGUGAAUUUAGUUCUGAUUUCUCUAUGUUCUCGCCCCCGAUGCACUGUGAGUCGAAGGCCAGCCCGUCACCAGAGAAGGCGGGCUCGGAGAGAGAACUGAGGCUGCUGCAGCGAGAGAGGCUGAGUGGAGAGAGGCUGAGCGAGGCCCCCUUCCCCUCCCCGUACGAGCAGCCCAGACACAUCCAGUACGCCUCCCACUUCCCCAUCCCCCAGGAGGAAUCGGCCAGCCACGAGUGUAACCAGCGGCUGGUGGUACUGUACGGUGUGGGCAAGCAGCGGGACGAAGCACGGCACCUCAUCAAAAAAAUAACCAAAGAUACACUGAAAGUGCUGAACAAGAAGGGCACCGCGGAGACUGGCGGGGAGGAAGGACAGAAGCGGAAAAGAAAUAAGCCAGAAGCGUUCCCUACAGCUGAGGACAUAUUUGCCAAAUUCCAGCAUCUUUCACACUUCGACCAGCAUCAAGUUACCUCUCAGGUCUCGCGCAAUGUGCUGGAGCAGAUCACCAGCUUUGCCUUAGGAAUGUCCUUCCACCUGCCGCUGGUCCAGCACAUCCAGUUCAUCUUCGACCUGAUGGAGUACUCGCUGAACAUCAGUGGUCUGAUCGACUUCGCUAUCCAGCUGCUGAAUGAGCUGAGUGUGGUGGAGGCCGAGCUGCUGCUGAAAUCCUCCAGCCUGGUUGGCAGCUACACCACAGGCCUGUGUCUGUGCAUCGUGGCCGUGCUCCGGCGAUACCACUCCUGCCUCAUCCUCAACCCUGACCAGACCGCCCAGGUGUUUGAGGGUCUGUGUGGGGUGGUGAAACAUGGGGUUAAUCCUGCCGACUGCUCCUCCGCUGAGCGCUGCAUCCUCGCCUACCUCUACGACCUCUACACCUCCUGCAGCCACCUCAAGAGCAAGUUCGGGGAGCUCUUUGGCGAUGCCUGUUCCAAGGUGAAGAACACGAUCUACAGCAAUAUCGACCCGUCGGACUCGAACAUGCUGUGGGAGCCCGAGUUCAUGAUCGACGCCAUUGAGAAUCCCUCCGCUCACAACUUCAGCUACUCCAUGUUGGGCAAGAUCCUGAACGACAACCCUGCCAACCGCUACAGCUUCGUAUGCAAUGCUCUGAUGCAUGUGUGUGUGGGACACCAUGACCCUGACCGUGUGAAUGACAUCGCUAUCCUGUGUGCUGAGCUGACCGCCUAUUGCAAGGCUCUGAGUGCUGAGUGGCUCGGGGUGCUCAAGGCCCUGUGCUGCUCCUCCAACAACGGCACCUGUGGCUUCAACGACCUGCUGUGUAACGUGGACGUGAGUGAUCUGUCCUUCCACGACUCCCUGGCGACUUUCAUUGCUAUCCUGAUAGCCCGGCAGUGCCUGUUACUGGAAGAUCUGAUUCGCUGUGUGGCCAUCCCAUCGCUUCUCAAUGCAGCGUGCAGUGAGCAGGAUUCGGAGCCUGGGGCGAGGCUGACCUGCAGAAUCCUCCUGCACCUGUUCAGGACUCCACAGCUGAAUCCAUGUCACCAGGACAGCAAUAAACCUACUGUGGGCAUUCGCUCCUCGUGUGACCGCCACUUGCUGGCCGCCUCACAAAACAGCAUCGUGGUGGGAGCUGUCUUUGCCGUCCUCAAAGCAAUCUUUAUGCUGGGUGACGCGGAGCUGAAGGGCUCUGGGUUCACACAUGCUGGGGGGCUGGAGGAAGUGGCUGAGGACGAGGGGGCCGUGAAGAAGUCUGGCAGUCGCAGUGUGUCCAUUGAGACAGCCAGUUUAGACGUUUAUGCCAAGUACGUGCUGAAGAACAUCUGUCAGCAGGAGUGGGUGGGGGAGCGGUGUCUGAAGAGCCUUUGUGAGGACAGCAGUGCUCUGCAGGACCCUGUGCUCACUAAUAAGCAGGCCCAGCGCCUGCUGCAGCUGAUCUGCUACCCACACCGGCAGCUCGACAGCGAGGAGGGUGACAACCAGCAGCGGCAGCGCAUCAAACGCAUCCUACAGAAUCUUGACCAGUGGACGAUGCGUCAGUCCUCGCUGGAACUUCAGCUCAUGAUUAAACAGAGCGUCAUCAGUGAGAUGAACUCGCUGCUGGAAAACAUUGCCAAAGCCACCAUUGAGGUCUUCCAGAAAUCAGCGGAGAUGAACUCUGCCAAUCCCAGCGGGAAUGGGGCACACCCCGGAGUAGCCGUCCCUGUGGGCAACACCGUAACCAUCUCCAGCACCACAGCCAGCAGCAGCACGAGCAAACUGAAACCCCUGCUCAGCUCGUCGGAGAGGUCCGGUGUGUGGCUGGUGGCCCCACUGAUCGCUAAGCUGCCCACCUCAGUGCAGGGCCACGUGCUGAAAGCCGCCGGAGAGGAGCUGGAGAAGGGGCAACACCUGGGCUCAUCCUCGCGGAAGGAGCGAGACCGUCAGAAACAGAAGAGCAUGUCCCUGCUGAGCCAGCAGCCCUUCCUCUCCCUGGUGCUGACGUGUCAAGGGCAGGACGAGCAGCGAGAGGGACUCCUGACAUCGUUGUACAGCCAGGUUCAGCAGAUUGUAACCAACUGGCGGGAAGAUCAGUACCAGGACGACUGUAAGGCCAAGCAGAUGAUGCACGAAGCCCUGAAGCUGCGCUUGAAUCUGGUGGGGGGGAUGUUUGACACGGUGCAGCGCAGCACACAGGGGACCACCGAGUGGGCCGUGCUCCUCCUGGACAUUAUCAGCAGCGGGACAGUGGACAUGCAUUCCAACAACGAGCUGUUCACCACGGUGCUGGACAUGCUGAGUGUGCUAGUGAACGGGACCCUGGCUGCGGACAUGUCCAGCAUCUCGCAGGGCAGCAUGGAGGAGAACAAACGAGCCUACAUGAACCUGGUGAAAAAGCUGAGGAAGGAGCUUGGGGACCGUCAGUCCGAGAGUCUGGAGAAAGUGCGUCAGUUGUUGCCGUUGCCCAAGCAGACCCGGGACGUCAUCACCUGUGAGCCCCAGGGUUCCCUCAUCGACACCAAAGGCAACAAGAUCGCCGGCUUCGAUUCCAUCUUCAAAAAGGAGGGGCUGCAGGUGUCCACGAAGCAGAAGAUCUCCCCGUGGGACGUGUUUGAGGGGAUGAAGCACUCGGCCCCCCUGUCCUGGGGCUGGUUUGGGACGGUCCGUGUCGACCGCAAGGUCACCAAGUUUGAGGAUCAGCACCGGCUGCUGCUGUACCACACGCACCUCAAGCCCAAACCUCGCAGCUACUAUCUGGAACCCUUGCCCCUGCCCCCCGAGGAGGAGGAGCCCCCAGCCCCGGCUCCCCCCGAGCCCGAGAAAACUGCCGUGGAGCCCCCCAAACCAGAGAAACCCAACCCCACCGAGGAGAAGAAGAAAAAAAACACAACUAGGAAAAAACGGCCAGCGUCCACUGGAUCUUGGGGCUGGGGGCACAGGAUGCCGCCCUAUGGUGGGGGGGUACCAGCUGAUCUCCUAUCACACCCGCCCAGCAACCUAUACGGCCGUCUGCCUUACCAAGGCAGUGUGGGCAUCUACGCACAGAACCAGCCUCUGCCCGCAGGCGGGCCCCGGUUAGACACCAUCCCCUAUCGCACAGUCAGACCCUCCUUCAAAAUCAUCCAGACACGCCCACCCUACACAGCCACGCCCCCGAUGCUGGACCCCUCGCACUACAAGCUGCCCCAGUACAAGCCCCAGCCAUCCAUCCCCCAGGGGCAACAAGCCCUCCGACACCAACUACACGCCAGGCUGAAUGCCAGUGGGAUGUACGCACAGCAGGUGCGACAGGCAAACCCAGCCCAGCAGUACAGCUCCAUGGCCCAAUCUCAGAAUCUUUCCCAGGGAUAUACUACCUAUGGCUCUCACAUGGGGGGGAUGCAGCCACACCCCCCUCAGGCCAACAGCAUGGUUCCUCCUGCUUAUUCCAACCAGCCGUACCAGGGCAGCCUCCCCGCCAACAACCCCGUGGUGAUCGAUCAGGUCCGGCAGCUCCAGCAGAGACCCAGUGGAUACGUGCACCAGCAUGCGCCAGCCUACACACACGCCAUGCAGAACACACAGAGACUGUCCCACCAGCCUAUGCAACAGGGCCCCAUGAUGCCGGGCAUUAGUCACAUGAACCCCCAGAAUGUGCACCAGGCCAUGAGGCCAAGCCAACUGACACAGGAACACCAGUAUCUGCGACAGCAGCAGCAGUUGCUCAGACAGCAACAACAGCAGCAGCAACAACAACAGCAGCAGCAACAGCAGCAGCAACAACAGCAGCAGCAGCAACAACAACAACAGCAGCAGCAGCAACAACAACAGCAGCAGCAGCAACAACAACAGCAGCAGCAGCAACAACAACAGCAGCAGCAACAACAGGCUCAGCCCCAACCACAGGCUCUGGGGAUGCAGGCCAUCCCCCCUCAGCAGGCCAUGUUCCAGCGACAAGGAAUGCAACAAACACAGCAGCAACAGCAGACAGCAGCAUUGGUGCGCCAGCUACAGCAACAGCUCUCCAAUUCACAACCACAACAGAACAGCAACAGCUACUUUUAACGCUGGGACCUGGGGGAGGAGAUAGCUGUGCUCCCCACACACACAGCGAGGACAGCCUCUGGGCUCACUCCACCACCGAGGGCUACAUAACAAUGUACUGAGUUAGUGCGUCAGACUGAUGGAUGUGCUCAGUGGACAGUUUGUGUGUCUCUGACGAGUGCUGGGAAGCUGGGAGAGGUACCAGCACCUUACUUAUUGAAUUGUCUCCUGCUCUCCUGCUCUCCCCGUCCUCUGCUCCAUGGACACACACAGCCCCACCCCAGCCAUCAGCAUUGUGAGUCCUCCGCUGACUGGAGCAGAGCUGUAAUAUAGAGCCCUGUAUAUAUAUAUAUACAUAAAAAGCACUCUAUAAA
Messenger RNA from Callorhinchus milii (elephant shark), 6920 nucleotides. RefSeq names its product mediator of RNA polymerase II transcription subunit 12. Gene Ontology annotation, molecular function: transcription coactivator activity; beta-catenin binding. NCBI's taxonomy places the organism in Eukaryota, Metazoa, Chordata, Chondrichthyes, Chimaeriformes, Callorhinchidae. Gene Ontology annotation, cellular component: mediator complex. The record is from RefSeq and is a predicted model, not a curated record. Gene Ontology annotation, biological process: regulation of transcription by RNA polymerase II.